AUGGCCGACGAAAACGCAUUGGAGAGCAAGCCCGCUCAGUCGAUCCCCGAGAGACCCAAGGACGCUCCUGCCGCCGAGGCUGGCGCCGCACCUGCUGCUGAGGGUGAGAAGGGUCCUUCAAAGAGCGCCUUGAAGAAGGCCGCCAAGGAGAAGGAGAAGGCUGAAAAGGCAGCUAAGCGCAAGGCCGCCGAGGAAGCACAGAAGAAGCAGCAGGACGCCAACGAUGUUUCGGCCAACGACUACGGCGAGUUGCCCAUGAUCGGCUCCCAGGAAUACAAGCCCUCUGGUGUGUCGCGUGUCACCCUUGCCCAGAUUGCCGAAAAGUACAACGAGACCACCCCUAUCGACGAGGCCGGUGGUGCUGAGGUCUGUUUCCGCGCCGUCGUCGAGAAUGCCCGCAACCAGUCCGCCAAGCUCUCUUUCCUCGUCUUCCGUGAGGCUCUCAACACCAUUCAGGCUGUCGUCGCCGCCAGCGACUCUCUGAGCAGACAGAUGGUCAAGUUUGCCGGCAGCGUGCCUUCUGAAUCUAUCGUGCUGGUCCACGGUUUGGUCAAGAAGACUCCCGAGCCCGUCAAGAGUGCCACCAUCAGCCACCUCGAGAUCCACGUCAAGAAGCUCUAUGUCGUCGCAAAGGCCGACAGCCAGUUACCCAUGCAAGUCUCGGAUGCCGAGAGACCUCUGCCCCUCGAGGGUGAGGAGGCCAAGGAGGAUGAGAGCGGUCGCCCUAUCGUUACCCUGAACACUCGUCUUAACAACCGUGUCAUUGAUCUCCGUGGCAAGCACAACCGCGCCAUCUUUGCCAUCAAGGAUGGUGUCACUGCCCUUUUCCAGGAGUUCUUGCGCAACCAAGGCUUCAUUGGCAUUCAAACCCCCAAGCUGCUCGGUGCUCCUUCUGAGGGUGGUGCCAACGUUUUCGAGGUUGGCUACUUUGCUACCAAGGCUUUCCUCGCUCAGUCACCCCAGCUGUACAAGCAGAUGCUGAUUGCUGCCCGUUUUGAGCGUGUCAUGGAAGUCGGUCCCGUUUUCCGUGCCGAGAACUCCAACACUGCUCGUCACUUGACUGAGUUCACUGGUCUGGAUUUGGAGAUGGCCUUCGAGGAGAACUACCACGAAGUCGUCGAGGUUCUUGAAAACCUCAUGCUGUACAUCUUCAACGGCCUCAAGACAAAGUACAAGCGCGAGACCGACCUGGUCCGCAGCAUCUACCACGUCGAGGAGUUCAAGCUCCCUGAGGCUGGUAAGGUGCCUCGCAUCCCCUUCAGCGAGGGUAUUCAAAUGCUGCGCGACGAUGGCCUCGAAAUUGGCGACUUUGACGACCUCAGCACACCCGACGAGAAGCGUCUCGGUGCCCUCGUGCUCAAGAAGUACGGCUCCGACUUCUACGUCCUCGACCAAUUCCCUCUUAACAUCCGUCCCUUCUACACCAUGCCCUCACACACUGCCCCCGCCCACCAGGCUGGCGCAAAGGACCCCAACUCUGGCUACAGUAACUCCUACGACUUCUUCAUGCGCGGUCAGGAGAUUCUGUCUGGUGCCCAGCGUAUCCACGAUGCAGAGUUCUUGUGCAAGCGCAUGAGAGAGCAUGUCAGCCCUGUCGACCCCAACUCGGAUGGUCUUCGUGACUAUGUCAACGCUUUCCGCUAUGGAUGCCCGCCCCACGCUGGUGGUGGUAUUGGUCUGGAGCGUAUUGUCAUGUUGUGGUUGGGUCUUCCUAACGUUCGUCUUGCGUCGUUGUUCCCCAGAGACCCCAACCGUGUCAUGCCUUAA
Messenger RNA from Aureobasidium melanogenum CBS 110374, 1767 nucleotides. RefSeq names its product aspartyl-tRNA synthetase. Gene Ontology annotation, biological process: aspartyl-tRNA aminoacylation. Gene Ontology annotation, cellular component: aminoacyl-tRNA synthetase multienzyme complex; cytosol; cytoplasm. The record is from RefSeq and is a predicted model, not a curated record. Gene Ontology annotation, molecular function: aspartate-tRNA ligase activity; RNA binding; ATP binding. The transcript is spliced from 2 exons. The coding region runs from base 1 to 1767 and encodes 588 amino acids. Lineage: Eukaryota; Fungi; Ascomycota; Dothideomycetes; Dothideales; Saccotheciaceae.